GCCGUUUUGUAGGAUAAUCGGCGGGAAGUGGCAGGAACUGUGGGGUUCAUCAGGAUUCAUUGUGAUUGAGAAACUGAGUGAAUUUUGUAUUGAAAGCAAGCACAUCUAAUUUUUAAUACACAAUAAAAAUGGAUGAGCUUGAUGUUGACCAACGAGUACGUGAAUAUCAAAGGGAAUAUUUGGAUUUUUUGGACGAUGAGGUGGAUCAAGGUCUUUAUAGUAAAAAGGUAAAAAAUAUGAUUCAAGACAAGAAGAAACGGUUAUUAGUGAAUGUAAAUGAUUUAAGGAGGAAGAAUCCUCAGCGAUGUGCUAGCUUGCUGCAAUCGCCCUUUGAGGAACAACUUGCAUUUGAAAGAGCAUUAAAAGAGUAUGUGUCAUCUAUUGAUAUAACUUAUGCAAAAGAAAUUGAGAACUUUUUUGUAGCAUUUGAAGGCAGUUUCGGAAGUCGUCAUGUAACACCUCGAACAUUGAUGGCCAAAUAUUUGGGGCAUCUUGUGUGCUGUGAAGGCAUUGUAACAAAAUGUUCGUUGAUACGGCCUAAAGUUGUGAAAAGUGUUCAUUUCUGCCCAACAACCAGGAAGGUUUUGGAAAGACGUUACACUGACUUGACCUCAUUAGAUGCAUUUCCAUCAGGUGCUGUGUAUCCAACAGCAGAUGAGGAUGGGAACCCUCUUGAAACUGAGUUCGGACUUUCUAUUUACAAAGAUCAUCAAACUCUCACUAUUCAGGAGAUGCCUGAGAAGGCGCCAGCAGGUCAGUUACCUAGAUCAGUAGAUGUCAUCCUAGAUAAUGAUUUGGUUGACAUUUGCAAACCUGGGGAUCGUGUACAGAUCGUUGGAAGCUAUCGAUGCCUUCCAGCCAAACAAGGAAGUGUGACAUCAGGAACAUUCCGAACGAUUCUGCUGGCUAAUCAUAUAACUCAACUAAGUAAGGAGAGUUCACUCAAUGUGACACGUGAAGAUGUGGCCAAAUGCAAGAAAUUGAUUCGCAACAAACAUACUGGGGAUAUUUUUGAGCUGUUGGGGCGCUCACUUGCUCCUUCAAUCCAUGGCCACGAGUACAUCAAGAAGGCCAUCCUGUGUAUGUUGCUUGGAGGUGUGGAGAAAGUUCUGCCAAAUGGAACUAGGCUGAGGGGAGACAUAAAUGUGCUGCUGAUCGGUGAUCCAAGUGUGGCCAAAUCACAGCUUUUGCGCUAUGUAUUGUGCACUGCUCCUCGUGCUAUACCUACCACUGGAAGAGGGUCUUCAGGAGUAGGUCUCACUGCAGCUGUUACCACUGACACCGAGACUGGAGAGAGGAGGUUGGAAGCUGGUGCCAUGGUUCUGGCUGACAGAGGCGUUGUGUGCAUUGAUGAAUUUGAUAAAAUGUCCGAUAUGGAUCGUACAGCUAUUCAUGAAGUAAUGGAACAGGGGCGAGUGACUAUUUCAAAGGCUGGUAUCCAUGCUCGAUUGAAUGCUCGUUGCUCUGUCUUGGCUGCUGCCAAUCCCGUGUAUGGUCGGUAUGAUCAAUACAGAACUCCCAUGGAGAAUAUUGGACUACAAGACUCCUUAUUGUCUCGUUUUGAUCUUCUCUUUGUUAUGUUGGAUCUUGUGGACACCGAAUAUGAUAACCUGAUUUCUGAUCAUGUUGUGCGCAUGCAUAGAUACAGAAAUCCUGGUGAACAGGACGGUGAGGUUUUGCCUAUGUCAUCAUCAGCUGACAUGUUAGCAACACAAAAUGCAGAACAGACUGCAGACGAGCAGGAGGAGACACCCAUUUUUGAAAAAUAUGAUGCUUUGUUACAUGGGAAUUCACGUUCAAAGAAUGAAAAAAUUAUAAGUAUGCCUUUCAUGCGUAAAUAUAUUCACAUAGCUAAGUGCAUAAAGCCUGUUCUCACUGAAGAAGCAUCAAAUGCACUUGCUGAAGAAUAUUCAAGAUUAAGGUCUCAAGACACAGCUGAUUCAGAUGUUGCAAGAACCCAGCCAGUGACUGCUCGAGCUCUUGAGACAUUGAUUCGACUGUCUACUGCUCAUGCGAAAGCACGUUUGUCUCGAACGGUGAACCUCGAGGAUGCCCAGGCUGCAAUUGAGUUGGUGCAGUUUGCAUAUUUCAAAAAAGUUUUGGAGAAGGAGAAAAAACGAAGACGUUCUGACCAUGGUGAAGGUGCUUCGGGUGACGAGAGUGGAGAGGAGAGGCAGCAAACACGCAAGAGAUCACGUAGGCAGGUCCCUCGUGCACAACCGGGUGAGGAGGGCUAUGACCCUUACGACUGGGACUCAGAUGACGGCCCUGAAGAGGGAGAGCGACCUUCCACUCGAAGCCAGGCAACUAGCCACAAGACACAGUCAGCGCCUGGAUCUGAAGCUUUGUCAACAGAAGCAAGUGAGCCAAUGGAUCAUUUGCAAACACCUGCCACUGAAACGCUUGCAGGUGCAGAUUCUGGAUCUGCAACCAUCACAGAAGCCAGAUUUAAAACUUUCAAGACGAGCCUUGCCAAGGCAUUCCGAGAGGCACGUGCUCAUUCUUUACCACGAACACGUGUUGUAGAGGUUGCAAACCAAGAUCAGCCAAGUGAACCUUACACAGAUGGAGAAAUAAAUAAGGCUCUGGAGCAACUCACUGACUCCAAUCAAGUGAUGGUUGCUGAUGAUUUGGUCCUGCUUAUUUGAUUUGGUUUGUUGGUGAGAGUUGAAGGAAUGUACUUCAGCAAAAUACAAGGCGUGUUUCAUGAAAACAAAGUAGCGCUUUAUCAGAGACCUUUACCAUUAUUUCUAAACUUAUUUUCUUGUAGAUUUAUCUCGUAUCUUAAUCGUGCUUAAUUCUGAAAAUUUUGUUGUGAUGUCAGCCUCAUUACAAGGAAAUAAAUGGAUAUUCCUUCCCAUUAAACUGGCUUUAGUUCUGGUGUUAUCAUUUUUAAUGGAGUCCAUGAUGGUGAAGCCUCACAACUAGAUGUUUAUUCAUCUUAACGUAAACAGUAAUAUUACAUGAAAGAACUCAACACAUUCAAGUGAUUGUGAUAAGAUGGUUUGCUGUAUUGAACACAUUCUGAUGUUCAUAUUUGUGAAAUAUUAUGUUGAUGGUUUGUAAUAUAUUAAAGUAAACAUCAUAAUUAUUUUAUAUUUAACUCGUAUGAAUACUUGUUGAAAAAGGAUUUUAUCAUUUUGACUUAGCAAACUGUAAACACUGAGCCAGCAGGAUCUAGGGAGUCUGCUGUCCUAGUAUGUAUUUGAAAACUUUAUUUGGUUUUUUGUAGAAAACUUAAAUAGUUUGGCAAAUAAAAUCAUUGAUAAUGUUGAUGAAACUGAUUUACCAUAUUCACCUGAUUAUAAAUAAGAUGACUCCUUGAUUUUGAAUACUUUUGAAAUUGUUAAAAAUUAUUUUUUCUCAAUUAUACUUGCUUUUACAGGAAAAAACGGUGAAUUGUCGACAGAAAACGUAUUGCUGGGCCCUGGUAUAGAGUGAUUUUUAUAAGAAAGGACCAUUGUCGGCUAGCGCUGGCAACCUUACUGAAAGUUCUGUGGCCGUUGUGUUCUUCAGCCUAUUUGACUUUCCUUCCAUCAUUCGUUCAUUUGCAGUUGGGUUUGACAUUUGCUUUUGUGAUGUCCUCAUCGGAUGAAAAUAUAGUUUGCCACAAGAAAUAAUCGAAAUAAGGAAGUGCAGUUCUACUGUACUCUUCUGUAAAAAUCUUUUUUUUUUUAUAAACAUUGCAUUGAUAAACGGCCCCUAGAGAGUUUUAGCACAUCGACGCUUAAACUUUACUGGACCUUUAAUAAAGACCCUACUUUUGUUACGUGACGCCUGGAACAUCAAUCUCGGUAUACUCUCCGUUUCGGUCCCUGUAGCAAACCGAACUCGGUUCGGUAAGCGAAGCUUCUUCCUACAUCGAAUCGUAUGUCGGUUAUAUUCGUUUUGGAUUCUUGGUAUGUCUUGGAGAAGUAAAAUUAAUCAUUGUGGAAAAAAUCUGGCUGCUGUUUUUUGCAAAAUAUUAUGUAUGUCCUUGAAGUAAGUGUUGGCUUCCGCUCUAUCAGAAUGGAAGCCAAGGAAAAAUAUUGAAAUUCAUGUUGUUUCGCAAACAAAACGGGUGUCAUUCGACGCGUCUCGGUCUCCUGAUGGGGAACUAAAAAUUCGUUUUUGGAUCCGGCCAGAAGAUUGUAAGAAAUUUCCAAAACCGUUUUUUAUCCCUGCCAUUUUAGUGAGUAUGCCGAGAAUUAAACGCCACCGAAAUAUAGGCUAUGUAGGUUACGUCGAAUGUGACAAGUGAAUCGUCGUGAAUGUGCAUCCGUUUUAACGUAUUUUUAAAAAUACAUUUGAAAAAACCUACAAACAGUAUUGCGUUGAAACUUACUGAGCUUGAAGAACUGCAUCUCCAGUUGAGCCAUUCUUUACAAUGUAUUGUUACCGCGAACAACAUACAUUAAACUCAAAUUUCCUUAGUUUGGCAGGCAAAUGGCUUAAAAUGGCAGGAAUCUUUGAUUUUUAAUUAGAUCUGUCCAGUAUUUUAUUUCCCCUAGCAACGUUCCCUUUUCAAUAAGUCCUCCUUCAGUCGUGGGGAGUUGACCUACUUCCAGCGCUUUUGCGUUGUUCACAGUCACCUCACGUUGGUCCAUUGGUCCGCCCGAUGCUUGUCUCAGAGCCCAAUCUUGGUUCGCGACGGCGCCACUCAAGGCGCCUGGCUGCUCGCUGCCCUCUGCUUCCGCGCACACCGUUUCCCGGCGUCUCGUUGCCUUCUGCGUCGCCUUCCGCGUUGUCUCCCGUCUUCCUUGCACGGCACCUAAUCUCUCGUCGAUGCUGCUUGAACGGCGAUCGGAACCAGAGGAAUGAAUGUUCGACGGCUCGCUGUUUGUGACCGCCCUCCCUGUAGAGGUUGCAGCGCGACUUUCCA
Molecule: messenger RNA, 4861 nt
Organism: Gryllus bimaculatus (two-spotted cricket)
Lineage: Eukaryota; Metazoa; Arthropoda; Insecta; Orthoptera; Gryllidae
Source: the annotation of a GenBank genome assembly